Messenger RNA from Strigops habroptila (Kakapo), 6360 nucleotides. It is a transcript of the gene FANCM, whose product is annotated as FA complementation group M. The record is from RefSeq and is a predicted model, not a curated record. Gene Ontology annotation, molecular function: ATP binding; nuclease activity; four-way junction DNA binding. The transcript has 23 exons. Bases 83 to 6253 code for a protein of 2056 amino acids. Gene Ontology annotation, biological process: replication fork reversal; double-strand break repair via synthesis-dependent strand annealing; interstrand cross-link repair. NCBI's taxonomy places the organism in Eukaryota, Metazoa, Chordata, Aves, Psittaciformes, Psittacidae.
GAAGAUGGCGGGUGUUGUACCUCGGUGUGCGUUACCUCAGAGCAGGCGGGAGCCGCGCCGCGCGGCGGCGCCCUGAAGGAGGAUGAGCAGCGGGCGGCAGUGCACUUUACCUCAGGCGUGGUGGGCUGGGGGCGGGAAGGCGCCGGAGAAGAACAGCAAGAAGGAAGAGGAGGAAGUAGCAGACGAUGACCUGCUGUUGGCGGCGGCAGCGGAGGCGGACCCGAGCCCCGUGGCGGGUUUCUGCGCGGCCGCGGGGUCCAUUUGGAUCUACCCCACCAACUACCCGGAGCGCGGCUACCAGGUGCGCAUGGCCCGCGCCGCCUUGCUGGGGAACACGCUGGUCUGUCUGCCCACCGGGCUGGGUAAGACCUUCGUGGCCGCCGUCGUCAUGUACAACUUCUACCGCUGGUUCCCCUCCGGCAAGGUGCUGUUCCUCGCGCCCACCAAGCCGUUGGUGGCUCAGCAGAUGGAGGCCUGCGCCCGCGUUAUGGGUAUCCCGGCCCGGCACAUGGCCGAAAUGACAGGAGGAACCCAGGCUCUCAGUCGGAGGGACCUUUGGAGUGCCAAGAGAGUCUUUUUCCUUACGCCUCAAAUAAUGGUGAAUGAUCUUUCUCGUGGGACAUGUCCUGCUAUAGAGAUUAAAUGCUUGGUUAUUGAUGAAGCCCACAAAGCCCUCGGAAAUCAUGCCUACUGUCAGGUUGUAAGGGAACUAAGCAAAUACACAAAUCAGUUUCGGAUCUUGGCCCUAAGCGCCACACCAGGCAGUGACACAAAGGCCGUGCAGCAAGUUAUUUCCAACUUACUCAUUGCUCAGAUAGAGCUUUGUGCUGAAGAUUCUCCAGAGAUUCAGCCUUAUUCUCAUGAGCGGCAAGUUGAGAAAAUUGUUGUUCCGCUUGGUGAAGAAUUGGUAGGAAUUCAGAAUGCUUACAUCCGGGUGCUUGAAACAUUUGCUGGACGCCUCAUUAAAAUAGGAGUUUUAGCAAGGCGGGAUAUUCCCAGCCUUACAAAGUACCAGAUAAUUCUAGCAAGAGAUCAAUACAGAAAAAACCCGUCUUCACAAAGUGCGGGAGUACAUCAAGGCAUAAUUGAAGGAGACUUUGCACUUUGUAUCAGUUUAUAUCAUGGUUAUGAGCUGCUACUACAAAUGGGAAUACGGUCACUAUUUAUCUAUCUUUGUGGAAUUAUGGAUGGAUCAAAAGGGUUAAGCCGCACGAAGAAUGAACUUGGUCGUAAUGAGGACUUCAUGAAGCUUUAUCAGCAGCUCAGAGACAUGUUUUCAGACACAUCUUCAGCAAAUGGAAAUAUUUACAAGAAUAAAACAAUGUUUGAAAAUAAAAAAGAAUUUAUCUAUAGCCACCCAAAACUGAAGAAAUUGGAGGAAAUUGUAAUACAACACUUCAAAUCCUGGAAAAAGGGAUGUUCUGACCAAGUGACAACUGGAAGCCCACCUGUGGAUGCUGUGGGUACCAGAGUGAUGAUCUUCUCAUCAUUUCGGGACAGUGUGCAAGAAAUUGCAGAAAUGCUUUUCCGGCUCCAUCCAGUGGUUCGAGUGAUGACAUUUGUUGGCCACUCCACAGGCAAGAGCACAAAAGGCUUCACACAGAAGGAACAACUUGAGGUGGUGAGACACUUUCGGGAAGGGGGGUAUAACACUCUGGUCUCUACCUGUGUUGGGGAAGAAGGCUUAGACAUCGGAGAAGUUGAUCUCAUCAUCUGCUUUGACGCUCAGAAAAGCCCAAUUCGUCUCGUGCAGAGGAUGGGCCGAACGGGGCGCAGGCGGCAAGGCAGGAUUGUGGUCAUCCUUGCCGAGGGGCGGGAGGAACGGACUUACAAUCAAAGCCAGUCUAACAAAAGGAGCAUCGACAAAGCUAUUUCAGGAAACAAAAUGCUUCAUUUCUACCAGCGUAGCCCACGUAUGAUUCCAGAAGGCAUAAAUCCAAAGAUGCAUAAAAUGUUUAUUACUGCUGAAAAAUACGAACCAAGCAAUUUAAGAAUGCUUUCCAAAGAGAGAAGAUCUAGUUCCCUCCAGCAUAAAUCUGCUCUCUUUUCCUGUGUCACUGGCCAAAAGCAAAUGCACUGUCAUGAGAAUUGGUCUCUGUCAUCUGAAGAAUUUGAAAUAUGGGAUAGACUUUACAGGAUUAAGGAAAGUGAUGGAAUAAAGGAACCAAUAUUACCUCAAGUUCAGUUUGAAACCUUAGAAAACCUGGAAGAAAUAUCAAAGCACAAAGAGGAGGCUACGCAUGAACUUUCCUUAUCUGAAUGGAGAAUUUGGCAGAGUCGUCCUUUUCCUACAUCUGUGGUUGAUCACUCAGAUCGUUGUUACCAUUUUAUCAGUGUUAUGGAAAUGAUAGAACUGAUGAGACAUGAACAGGGAGAUUGCCGCUAUGAACUGGAGAUUCAGCCUCACUUACGUAUUGAAGACGUUAAUGUUCAAAGGAAUAAAAGUCAUCCCUUCAUGACCAACUCCACGUUUGAUCAGAAGGCAUGCUCAUCUAGAAAAGAGGUGGCACACAGAUCAAAAGUAAAACCAUUUUUACCUGAUACAGAUGAUAAUGAGAGUGAAUUCUUCACCACAUUUAAAGUAUCAAAACCAAAGACUCCAAAAGGAACUUCCGGAUCUAAUCUGGAAGUGCCUGUGUUGCCUACAGAUACUAAUACUUCCGCUUCUUACUCAGCAGGAAGGCUUACUGUGGUUGAAAAUGCUGACCAGGGCAGUCAAGAGGAUGAGGAGCUAGAGGUGACAUUUGACUUGAAUGGAUUUAUUGACCUAUGUGACAACAGUGACAGUACUGUAAUUGAAGAAAGUGCAGCAAUGAAGGAAAACAAAACUGUAGAUAAAGCUUGUAGGUCACAGGGGACAAACCACACAGAUCUGGGUUAUAGUAGCUUCACAGCUGAGAAAUCACCUGUGUCCGCUGACUUAUUUUAUCUUCCUGAGUCCUAUGUGGAUUCAUUUGCUCUUGUGAGACCACUUGAGGAGCCUUCUUGGUUAAAACAAAUAUUUUCCCAUGUGAAAAGGCUUUUAUCACAAUCUCCUCCCUUUUUGAAUAACGUUCAUGAUUUUGAAAACGUGAUGAGAACUGAAGAAAUAAUACGUCCUUUUCAAGAAGUUAUUUGUGAUAGAUAUUCAGAGAGACUACAGGACAGAGUCUUUCCUGCACCCUCAGAUGCUGAUUGUUCACUGCUGCUCCUUGAAAAUCCUGAAGGGAGGGUCACCAGUGAAUUGCGUGGUUCCUUAAGUACCUGUUUUCCAAAAACUCUGUCAUCUUCUGACACCGCUGUUGUUAAAGCCAAAGAGGAACUUCACUGGGAUGACAGCUUUGAUAGUCUGUUUGAUAAUGAAGAAUUCACUGAAAUUCAAGAGAAUCGGUAUUUUGCUCAAAAAGAUAUUAAGCUUGACAAGAAAAAAGUGGUAGUGGAUGGAGAGAACAGUAUACAUUUAUUUGAAGAUGAACACCUUUACAACACAAAUAAUGGAAGUUUUUCUGCAACCAGUAAGCAUUUAGUCAGGUCAGAUUCAGGUGGGAGUGCUAUUGGGCCAGUUGCAGAGCAGGGCUCUGAGUGGCUUCCUUCCAAGGUGUGCUGCAGGAACACUGAUACAACCUGUGAGGAGCAGCCAGGAAGCAGUAAAACCACAGCCCUGGAAAUACCAGGUGAUGUUAGUGUGAGCGAGCAGUCUCUGGUUAAUGAUGAUCUUUAUGACUGUUCUCAAGAACUGUUUUCUGUUAAUUUUGAUUUGGGAUUUUCCAUUGAAGAGUGUGAGAAUGAAAUCUUUGAAGAAAAUAGAGAUACUAAUAGUACCAGAAAAUCAAAUGGUGCCUUGGGGGGUCAUGCAGAUGUUAAAUCCACUGAAGAUAAAAAAAAGUUACUGAAUUAUAGCUUCAAACUUGAAACAUCACCAGAACGGGAUUGCAAAGGUCUUGGGAGAAGAGAUACUUCCACACCAUUGCCAUUCCAGAGUAGGAGCAUGAAUGGCAGAGAAGGAGCUGGGGGUGCUUCUGCUGCAGUGCCUUUCCUGGAGUCAGGAGGUGGAAGAACAAGAAGUGGGUCACCCAAAGCUUCGGCUCCUGCACUUUCUACCCCAACAAGUAGAAAGAUUAUGAAUAUUAAAGCUAACAGAAGAAUUCCUAUGAAUGUCUUCUCUAGUGCCAGGGAGGAAAUUCCAGAGGGGCCUCUUACAGAUAAAGUAAAUAAAAGCCCAUGCAGGCAGAACUUUGGGAGUUCAGCUGUGGAUGCGCUUCCUUCCUCUUUGAGAAGAACUGAAAACCUGGACCGCAUCAACAUUCCUAGUUCACGUGUGUCUCCUGCUGAAGGACCCAGCAGCGAGAGUGAAGAAGAGAUAGUUUUCCAGAGAAAAAAUAGGAGAAAAAAGAAUGUUUUGAAGUCUCCUGAUGUUAUGAAUGACAGUGACUUUGAAUCACCAAUUCGUGCCAGGAGAAAACGUCGGCACCCACUUAACAUGUCAGACAUGUCCAGUGAUGACAGCAUGGAUUUUCACAAGAACUUGCACAGGACCAUAAGUAACUCCACAGCCUGUAACAAAAACCAGCUGAGAAGUACGAAACGGCCAAAGGUCGAGAGCAGUUUUACAAACAAGGCUGCAGCAAGACAGUUUUUAGAUGAAGAAGCUGAGCUGUCCCAGCAGGAUGCAGAUGGUGUUUCUUCUGAUGAGACUGAUGAUGCAGAGAACGAGCUGAACUCUUCGCUUGUUCAGUUCCUGAAUGAUGAUGUGGAAGUCACGCAAGUGUUAAACGACUUCGAAAUGAAAGGAAUUUACCUGAAAUCUGUGCGUAGUCCAGCUCUUGGCAAUAGAUACAAAAUGGUUCAUCGUGAAUUCAACGCCUUAGAGAUUUUCUCACAGAUUCCUGAGCAAGACCAGGCUUAUGCAGAAGAUAGUUUCUGUGUUGUAGAGGAGGAGGAGGAAACCUGCAAAAAAAGUGUAUCUAGUGAGGAGGAAGUGUCCAUUAAUUUUGAUCUCCUAAACAAUGAGAACUUUACUAAUGGAAGAAAACAAUACCUCACUCGACGCAGAAAAACAAUAAACCAGGCCAAGAUGGAAGAGAACUAUUCAUCCCCAGUGCAAAAGAAGAAACCAUCCCGAAUUAUUGUUCUCAGUGAUUCUAGUGGGGAAGAAACAAGUGUCAGCAAUGAAAAGCCUAUGAAAACAGACUGUGUCAGGGCACAACAGGAAAAUGCUAAGUUACCCAAGUCAUUGCCUUCAGCUUCUUCUGUGCAGCACAAAGAAAUUGCUGAGGAAAGCACUGUUCAUCACUCUGCAGAGGAUAAAAGCAAGAUGCUUCUUGGCUUGAAAGCUUCAGUACCUGACAUGCUGGAUUUUCACCCAGACCAUCAAGUCAGGAGCACAUGCUUUCCACCAGCCAUCACUAGUUCUGCUUUGGGGAAAGAGAAUCUGCAGGCUUCCAGAGAGGUGGAAAGUUCUUUGAAGAACGCCAGUAGAAGCACUUCAGUUCCAUCUUGUUCUGCUUCCAUAACCCCCUCUUCAGCUACAGCUCUGUUUUUACGAGACACUCUGGAGAAAAAGCCCUCACUCUGUGUUCUGGUAGAUAGUCGUGAGAUCUCCUCUGGAGCAGAGGUGAUUUCCUCCUUGAAGGCAGUUCACGCUGUGAAGGUGCAGGUUUGCUCUCUGAGCAGCAGCGAUUACAUUGUGAGCAACCGCAUGGCGGUGGAAAGGAUGUUUCUGUCAGAGUUACUGAACUCUACAAACAGGACUAAAGUCACCCAGAGGAUCCAGCACCUGCAGAGCAUGUUUGAGAGGACGUGUGUGGUUGUGGAAACAGACAGGAUAAAACCAGGAGAAACAUCCCGAUUUUUCCAGAGAACGCAGUACUACGACAGCAUGCUCUCAGCCUUUGUCCAGGCUGGCGUCCGAAUUCUUUUCAGCUCUUGCCAGGAGGAAACUGCCAGUUUGCUGAAAGACUUGGCUUUGGUGGAGCAAAGGAAAAACGCCGCCAUUCGCGUGCCAGUGGAGGUGGAGGGUCACAAACAGGAAAUGCUCAACUUCUACUUGAGUAUUCCCAACCUCAGCUACCCGGCUGCUCUCAAUAUGUGCCAUUACUUUGACUCCGUGAAGAAGAUGGCCAACAGCUCCCCCAUCGACAUCGCCACCGCUGCCCAGGUCAGCCCGCAGAAGGCCGAAGAGAUCUACCGCUACCUCCACUGCGGUUUUGACAUGCAGAUGCUGCCUGAGAACCUCUGUGCUAAGGGGAAAAGCGGUGCAGCUGCCAGGAGCUGAGGGGAAUGAAACUUGGUUUCUGGAGCCCUAGGCCAUUGACUUUUAAUUGCACUUUACUGAGUUCCAAUUCACUGUAAAAUAUGUAAAUAAAUCCUUGCAGAACAAUG